AUGGCGGCGGCGUUCAGAUUAAGGGCGGCGUUCAUCCAGCGGGUCGCCACCUCCGAAGUCCUUGGGCUAGCGCUUGAGAAGCGGAGGCAUCGAUUCUUCGUCUUCAUCGUCCUCUUCUCCGUCGCUCUUCCCGAAAUUGGCGGCUCCGCCCUUGUACACCGUCGUGGCGUAGAUGUCAUCGGUCUCUGGUCUGCGAGAGGGUUUGGCUCUGGCUCUGGCUCUCGGCUCCGCCUCGGAUUCUGA
Molecule: messenger RNA, 243 nt
Organism: Linum trigynum
Lineage: Eukaryota; Viridiplantae; Streptophyta; Magnoliopsida; Malpighiales; Linaceae
Source: the annotation of a GenBank genome assembly